UCGUCACCGUCAGGAUAGGUAAUUUUUUCACCGUUGUGAACGGGGGCUUAAGACAUGUACAUUUCCACUAUCUUGAUAUUUGUGAUCGAGCUAGACUUUUAGUCUUACGAUGUGACAGGUGGUGCUUGUCGAUCGGAUAUCCCCCCUUUCCAUUUUUCGAUUCAUGUAUACAUAUAGAUGAGAAAUUGGUAAUGGAAGAAUCACUGGACUUCCUCUCUAUACGAGAGGAUGGAACAGAAGAUGGCAUCUUCCAGCAGCAGGGUCUGGAGAAAGUGGUGUACCAGAAUGACUCGCACUGCACCACAUUCCUACGGGAAAUGAACACAUUGUAUAGGGAUGAAAUGCUUACAGACAUUGUGUUGAAGGUCGACGGUCAAACAAUACUUUGUCAUAGGAAUGUACUUGCAGCUACAAGUGUGUAUUUCAAAGCUAUGUUUACCAUGGGACUCAAUGAAACGAUGCAAGAUGUAGUGGAUUUGAAUGAGGUGGAAUAUGAAACUGUCCGGGAUCUAGUGGAAUAUGCUUACACAGGUCAGCUAAGGAUUACCCAAGAUUCAGUGCAGAGCCUCCUUUCUACCUCCUCAUUAUUUCAGAUUUUACCAGUAGUAAAAGCAUGUGCCAAAUUCAUGGAAUCACAGCUUGAUGAUUCAAACUGCAUUGGAAUUUAUCAUUUUGCUCAAACUCAUGACUGCAAAGGAUUGACAAUCAGAGCGAAAGAGCAUAUGGAGAAAAAAUUCUCUGAUGUGUGCAAGUCAGAAGAAUUUCUUGGACUUCCAUUGGACAAGGUUAAGAACAUCAUUCAAAGCAAUGAGUUGAAUGUGGAAUCUGAAGAAGCCAUUUUCAAUGCAAUAGUUAGCUGGGUGGCUGAAGAUCCGGAGAGACAUCCAGACAUUGCAGAGUUAUUUCCCCAUGUGAGAUUAUCUUUACUAUCCUCCGAAUUUCUUUGUAAUGAAGUUUACCAAAAUGCAUAUGUGAACAGCUGUCCUGAAUGUCAGAGCAUUGUGGAAAGUUGGAGAAUUUUUGAGAAGUACCCCAAUAAGUAUUUAGGGCGGUACAAUUUUGACAUGACAAUGCGUGCAGGUAUGAUUCGGCCUGACCAUUGCCUCCUCUGGAUCGGAGGAUCAGACCCCAAACUGACACGGCCAAAGAUAAACUGUUACAAUCCUCUCACAAAAGAGACAUACCUCAUGCAAGAUUUUCCAACUGAGCGUCCAGACAAGGAAUAUGAAGCUGAAAAUGUUGGAUGCAUUGUCAGUCAAGACAAUGUUAUCUAUGUAGGGGGAGGGAAUUAUAUUUAUCAUGACCUUGACUUCGAAUUUAUAGACUCUGAUGAUUCGUGUGAUGACCUUGAAGAGAGAGUUGUUAGCAAGGAAUUUUUCUCUUUUGACAAUGACCACAACAGAUGGAUUAAAUUGUCUCCUAUGCUGUUUCCUAAAUCCAAUUUCACUCUUGCAGAAUUGUCUGGUAAAAUCUACUGCUUUGGUGGAGUGACUGAAAACCAGCAUCCCACGGAAAUAAUAGAAGUGUACAACAUCCAACAGAACAAGUGGAGCUACCAGGGCAUGCUACCCACCACAGUGGUGGAUCUAGCUUCUGUUACCUAUAAAGAAUACAUCUUCCUCCUGGGAGGAAGAACAGGUGUGGGAGCCCAUAACUUAGUGGUCAUGUACCACCCACAGAAAGGCCACUGGAUCACUCGGGCAGGCAUUCCUACACCACGAUUUAAUUUUGGGGCCUGUGUUGUGGAUGAAGAAAUCUAUGUUGCAGGUGGUCAAAUUUACUCUCACGUCACCCAUUCCAUUAGCAGGGAGGCUCUGAAAUCAGUAGAAAUACUUAAUGUUUCUCAGAACCAGUGGCGAUCUGGUCCAGACCUGCCUGUUGGCAUGUUUAAUAUGGGAUUAGAAUUAAUAAAUGGUGCUCUGUAUGCCUGUGGGACUGCUGAAUUCGAAGAGUGUACACAAUUUUAUCGUCAGAAUAUUGUGUGUCGUUUGGACUUUGGCACACUCACAUGGCAACAGAUUUGUGUGCUUGGUGACACCAGAAACUACAAGUGUAUAGCAGCCAAGCUGCACACGAGGAAACUCAAACAAAUAUUCCAAACCAAUGACACAGAUGAAGCAGAAGAUAGUUGAUUUUGAUUUCAAAAUGCAUAAUAUUUUUCAAAUGGUCAAAGACCACCCUUGGGCUCUCUUUAAAAAUAUAUAAAAUCUGAAUUAUAAGUUUUGUUUCUUUUCAGCUUUUUUUUUUUAAGUAAAAAAAAUCUCCUCUUGACAAGCACCACAGAACCAAAUCAUUCAGAACAUGUCAUUUCUCAUUUAUAUUGAAUAUAAAGGAAUCAUAUAGAAAGAACAAAAGGAAAGGUCCACAGGAGUUUUACAAUCUUAUGCACGAUGUAUAAAAUAAAAGUCGAAACUGGUUCCAUCUAAAUUUAUGUAUGCAUUUAUCAAGUAGUUAUAGUUCAUACAGGAAUGAAACAAAACAACAAAUGAAUAUUUAUUUGUGAAUAUCUUGUCGUGGUAAAAUAGCUUUGUUGGAGAUCGCCUUAACUUUAGAAAUAAUGAGCUUUAAUAAAAUUUUACCAAACUAU
Messenger RNA from Ostrea edulis (European flat oyster), 2587 nucleotides. RefSeq names its product kelch-like protein 12. The transcript has 2 exons. The record is from RefSeq and is a predicted model, not a curated record. Bases 192 to 2132 code for a protein of 646 amino acids. Lineage: Eukaryota; Metazoa; Mollusca; Bivalvia; Ostreida; Ostreidae. Gene Ontology annotation, molecular function: protein binding.